AUGGCCGACAGAGAGCGUCGAGAAGCGAACGACGAGAGGGCGCAGACGCCGCAGAACGAGCAGAAUGAGCAGAACGAGCAGAACGAGCACUUCGCGGGAUUCAACAGGACGUUCAUCGUCCAGCUCGACGAUUUCGUAGAUGGCAACCAAUCAGCAAACGCUGGCACGGAUCGGGAUAGCGGCGCUGAGCAGCCACCUGAAGGCCCUGGUAGGUUCCAUAUCCACUUCUUGACACUCUCUCACAGCCGCUCUCUAGAACGUCCCGCCCGUCCAGUCCUCCCCUUCCAGAUCCUCUUAUCGUCGUUCAUGGCUGCAUUACGGGCACGCAACGGCGCUGGGAAUGGCGACAACAACACCGGCGAUUUCGCUGGGAUGGGUGGCCAUAUACAGAUAGAGCGUGGUCCGCUCCUCCCAGAGUUCUACCCUAUGCACCAGCACCACCACAGUGAGGGACAUGCCCACGCACAUCCGCCAACACCCACAAACAAUCCAGCCAACGGUAACGGUGAAAUGGGCGAGCGCAGCAGCCUCCUAGAGAGGAUAGAAGAGCUCAGAAGCAGAAAUCCCUAUGGCGAACAGGGGGCCUUUCCGCCGCCAUUCACUAUCACUAUCAACUUCCCAAUAGCCGGUGGGCUGCAUCACGAGAAGAAGCCCGACCCAGCCCGCGCCGAGCGGAUCCUGAGUGCUCUCCCAAAACUACACAAGGGCGUCACCAGACGCAUGAGCAGGGUCGGCAUAGAGACCACCUGCGGUGUCUGUCUUGACAGCCUCAACGCGAGAGCGGAGCUCCAGAAGCCAGAAACCGAAGAAGGCGAAGCUAGCACCUCGGCCGUGCCCCCAGAAGAGGAAGCCCGGCGCGAGGAAGAGAUCGUCGCUCUGCCGUGCUCGCACGUCUUCCACUCCAACUGCCUCAGGCCGUGGUUUGCGCUGCACACACUCUGUCCAAUGUGCAGAUUCGACCUCGAUCCCGAGUCGAUGACGAUGUCCACGCCCCCUCCGGAGGAGAACAGGAGCGAGGGCGACGGCAACCCCUUCGUCAGCAUCAUCGAGCGUCUCGUUCGCGGCAACAGAGAGCGCGCGGGCAGAACCCAGCAGCAAGAGGCCGAGCAGUCGAACAACGGCGGGAGAGCUGAGAGCGCGUUUUCGGCGAGGCAGAAUAGACACCACCCGUAUGCACGCACGCGGUCGGCGACUGACCCGCGCGGCGAGCGCUCGGAGCGCGCUCUGCGUGGCGUGCGCGCAGACGAGAAUGCCAACAACGCCACCGCCAACACACAUCCAGACACGAGAAGCGCAGAGGAGGAAAUGCCCCGUCCGGCGCCGCCGCCGAAGAAGUUCGAGAUACCAAAGGCCAGCCGUUCGCUCGAGGAUAUCCUAGUCAAGCGCGAAAGGGAAAGCGGCUUCAGGUGCGACAUGAAAGACUGCAAGCUCGGUCCGACAGACGAGUCCGACGCCCUCACAACCGCCAACAUGCUCUCCAUCGGCGGUUCAGAAAAGCCCGCCUGUGCCCACUUCCUGCACUCCCACUGCUAUCACCUCGCGAACAGCGGCUGCCGAUACUACAACCUCGAGCAUACGCACGACGACGGCCGCGUCGACUCUAAAUGCCCGGUGUGCAAAGCAGCCGGGAGGGUACACAAGCACGAGUUGGCAUACUAG
Molecule: messenger RNA, 1659 nt
Organism: Wallemia mellicola CBS 633.66
Lineage: Eukaryota; Fungi; Basidiomycota; Wallemiomycetes; Wallemiales; Wallemiaceae
Exons: 1
Coding region: 1-1659 (552 amino acids)
Biological process (GO): ubiquitin-dependent protein catabolic process
Molecular function (GO): ubiquitin protein ligase activity
Source: RefSeq, a predicted model, not a curated record